Molecule: messenger RNA, 1737 nt
Organism: Pelmatolapia mariae (spotted tilapia)
Lineage: Eukaryota; Metazoa; Chordata; Actinopteri; Cichliformes; Cichlidae
Gene: fibpa
Product: fibroblast growth factor (acidic) intracellular binding protein a
Exons: 10
Coding region: 345-1565 (406 amino acids)
Biological process (GO): platelet aggregation
Cellular component (GO): nucleus
Molecular function (GO): fibroblast growth factor binding
Source: RefSeq, a predicted model, not a curated record
CCGGAAGUAUCUGCUACGUGACUGCUGUUGUUGACAUUACGCGCUCGUGUCUCUCACGGGCUGUAAUAUUUCAUAGACGUUGUUGUUGUAAAUUCAAAAGCUGCUUAAUAAUCGUGUCAUACCGUCACAUUAACGUGGUCUUAAUUCGCCGCUGUGCUGCCCGUUUAUUGACCGUCGAUAACUGUGCAGCUCGGCUAGCUCCGGAGGCUAACCUUUUAUGGAGGAAGUUAGCUAAUCAGUAAGCCAUGGAGAGCAAAUUUAAGCCCAGCUAAUAGAAUUAAAUAGUUCACUUUGCAGACACGAUUUUAUUGCAGCCAGCUACCUGAGACAACACUGAGAACAAGAUGUCUGUAGAGCUGGAUGUGUUCGUGGGUAACACUACCAUCAUGGAUGAGGAGGUUUACCAGCUGUGGUUGGACGGACACACAGUGAAUGAUGCAGUGAAGGUACGCAUGGAGGGAGGAGUGAUGGACGAGUGUGAGGCAAGUAAAGAUGUCCUGCUGAGUGACACCAUGGACCAGUACAGGACUUUCCAGAUGUGUGAGCGCCUGCUGCACAGUCCGGCCAAACUAGCCAACCAGCUGCUGUUCCAGAUCCCACCUCAUCGGCAAAUCAUGCUCAUAGAGAGGUGCAGCCGUGACGCUCUAAUUCAAUUAACCCAUUUAUUUCAGAGGAGUCACAACUCUUUAUUCCUGUAUUUAUUUGUCAAACCUCCUCCUUUAUGCUACGUUUCUUCUCAUGGCAAUUUGUUUUUUGUGUCUCUUUCCUUGUUUAGAUACUAUGCCUUUGAUGAUACAUUUGUUCGUGAGGUCCUGGGAAAGAAGCUCUCCAAGGGAACAAAGAAAGACUUGGACGACAUCAGCGCCAAGACAAAUGUGACACUAAAAAGCUGCAGACGACAGUUCGACAACUUCAAACGUGUUUUCAAAGUUGUCGAAGAGCUGAAGGGACCCCUGGUGGAGAACAUACGUCAGCAUUUUCUUCUGUCCGACAAACUUGCAAGGGAUUACGCUGCCAUCGUUUUCUUUGCCAACAAUCGGUUUGAGACAGGAAAAAGAAAGCUGCAAUACCUCAGUUUCCAGGAUUUUGCUUUCUGUGCUGGCCAGCUUAUCAGCAACUGGACAGUUGGGGCUGUUGACAACAUGGUGGAAGACAUGGACGUCGAUCUUGACAAAGAGUUUUUACAAGAACUGAAAGAGCUGAAGAUUUUAAUCACUGACAAAGAUCUGCUCGAUCAACACAAAAGUUUGGUCUGUACAGCCCUUAGAGGAAAGACAAAAGUUUUCAUUGAGAUGGAGAAUAAUUUCAAGAAUCUUUCCAGAGGCCUCAUCAACAUAGCUGCAAAGCUGACCAACACAAAAGAUGUCAGAGAUUUCUUUAUUGAUCUUGUAGAGAAGUUUAUUGAGCCGUGCCGUUCAGACCGGUGGACAGCUGCGGACAUGAAACUCUACCUCACUCAUUACACCAACUCUGCACACAUACUCGACACAUUCAAACAUCAAGUCGUGUGGGACAGAUACAUGGGCGUCGUCAAAAGUUGCAUCUUCAAAAUGUAUCACGACUGAAGCGUUCUCCUAGCGGUUCACGUCUCCUUUCAGUUUGCUAAGGCGUUACUUUGCUCCUUCGGAUGUGCUUUCUCUGCUUCUUCUGUCAUCGCUGUAUGUUUGUCUGCCUGCCUUGCUCCUAGCGUCCCCCAGCAUUGUCUGUAAAUUUGGUUUGUAAAUAAAAUUAAGAUUU